Hippocampus zosterae (dwarf seahorse) is the source of this 1935-nucleotide messenger RNA. RefSeq names its product spindle assembly abnormal protein 6 homolog. The transcript has 15 exons. Lineage: Eukaryota; Metazoa; Chordata; Actinopteri; Syngnathiformes; Syngnathidae. Bases 144 to 1829 code for a protein of 561 amino acids. The record is from RefSeq and is a predicted model, not a curated record. Gene Ontology annotation, biological process: centriole replication. Gene Ontology annotation, cellular component: centrosome; centriole.
CCACAACACAGUGGCGCACCUGCGGGUCUCUCCUCAGGGGGGCGAUAACGCGCACUUUGCCAACAGAGCGCCGAGGAAGCAGCACGACGAAAAAGAAAAUCUCGCCAACGAAGAAGAAAUACGAUUCGUUUGGGCGCUCCGCCAUGGAAGCGAUUUUCAGCGAAGUCCUCAAAGUCGUCAUUAAAUGUCGACACUGCGAUGAAAGAAAAGAACACAUCCGCGUCACGAUUGAGCUUGAUUCGAGCACCAUCUGCAAACGAGAUCUCCUGGUGAGACUAACCAAUGACGCGGAUCCACAUUUUCUCUUUAGCCUCACAAUAUCUGAGGAAGACUUCCAAAGUUUGAAAGUCCAGCAGUCGCUCCUGAUUGAAUUCCCGUCGUUCCCCGAGAUGCUGACGCAGCUUCUUCGUCAAUGUCAAUCGGAGCAGAAUUGCAGCCAUCCCAGGUUCCAGCUGCUGCUGUCGUGCGACUCGCCGUCACUGGAUGGCCCGGCCCAGCUCAACGUGAUGGAGAGCAGCUCCUUCAAGCACCUCAACCAGCUCUCCCUGCAGCUGGCGCAGGCCUCGGACAAGCGCGUCAAAGACUACCUGGCCGCCUGUCUGGCCUCUCUCAAGGCCGACAAACAAGCGCUGGAGGUCAAACUGCAGACGACCCAAGAUGAUCUGACCAAGCGGCUCCACAACGCCGAGCAGGUGCUGUCGCAAAAGAGCGCCGAGUUGGAGCGUCUGCAUUCCGAAUGGACUCUUCAGAGGAGCUCCCUUUCCAGCCGGCACGCCGACGAGUUGCGGUCUGAGCGGGAGAGGGCGGCCGAGUUGCAGGAGCGCCUGCGACAGGAGAAGGAGCAAGUCCGCCGAGAUCUGGAAAGCGCUCACCAGCGAGACAGCCAGCAGAUGCAGAGCCGCCUGGCGCAACUGGAGACCUCCUGCGGGGAGCUCGCCGACAAAAAUUUCAAAAACGAGGCCGCCCUCCGGGACCUCAAGUCCAAGCUGGCGGGCGCCGAGGAGGAGUGCCGGCGCUCGGAGCAGCGGGUGGGCUCGCUGCGGCGCGACAAGGACUCGGCGGACGGCGAGCUGCGCGCCAAGGAGCGGCUGGCCGAGCAGCUGCGGGCGCGCGUGGCUGCCCUGGAGCAGGAAGUCCAAGACAAGGAGUGGAAGAUGAGUCGAGCGCAGGAAGCGCUGACGGCGGCGCAGCAGCAGCAGGGAUCCCUCAGGAAGAGCGUCGACGGCAAAGAAGCUCAGCUGCGACAAUUUGAAGCCCAGGUGGAGGUUUUGGCAGCAGAUGUCAAAAAGGCCAACGAGAUCAUCAGGAAGUUCCAGUGCGAGCUGCAAGUUCAGCAGGACAAGAACAAAGACAAGAGCGCCGUGCUGGUGAUGCAGGAGAAGAUUGUGCGCGACACCUCGGCCAAGCUGGAGCGAGCCCAGCGGGAAGCGCAGGACGCUCGCCGGCAGCUCGACGACAGGGACCGGCAGAUCACAAGUCUGAAGGAGCAGCUGGAGUCGAGCGUGAACAAGCUGUCGGACGCCAAGGAGACCUUGCAGAAGAACGAAAGAGUGAUCGACUGGCUGAACAAGCUGCUGAACGAGAAGCAGCUGCACGAGAAGUUUCCGGAAACGUCGGCGAACGCCCCCGUGUCGGUGGCACCCCGAGCACAGUUUUCUCCGCACGCCACCGCGAGCAGACCGAACGACUUUGCCGGCGGGCUGGAUGCCAGAUACUUUAAGCGAGACGACGGCAUCCCCGCCUACGGUCUUGCCGGCGCUCUCAUUCCCAGAGAGUCGCCGCCGCCGCGCAACAAAGCUCCCGUGGCUUCAGCCUACUUUCCCAGUUGAAACGCACGCACGCAGCGCCCGCCGUCCAUGUUUUUGUUUGCACGCCUGCGUUGUGGUUGUCGAAUGUUCAUGUUGUUGUUGUAGCUCUCACUUCCUUCAAUAAAUC